AUGACUGACUCACCCUUCCGGAGCAAUAUCACCGUAACUUAUAUCGGCACUGCAACCGCAAUUAUAGACAUAGACGGUAUUGCCUUUCUAACUGAUCCGUACUUCUCGCCCGAGGGUACGAUAUGGGAUGUCGGCAUCGCCAAGUUAACUAGCCACUACGAACCAGCCAUUUCUCUUUCCCAACUGCCACCCAUUGAUGCCGUCCUACUCAGCCACGAGGACCACCCUGAUAAUCUUGAUGAGUUAAGCCGGCAACGUCUACUUGAUGGCCGGCGUGUUUUGACCACGGUUGAUGGCGCCGCGAAGCUCCACCCCAGGCCAGGAGUACAGGGUUUGAAACCCUGGGAAGCAAUAAACCUGACUAUAGGCGGUACUCGCUUCGAGGUGACUGCUACACCGUGUCAACACUUACCUGGUGGGGAGUGCACAGGUUUCAUUCUCACAACACCCUCAUUCGGAAAGACAGGGGACCUUCCGAAUGCUAUAUUCUUUUCCGGCGACACUAUCUACCUCGAAGAGCUGUUGAAUAUCCGGGAUCGCUUUCACAUCUCGCUUGCUCUGUUUAAUCUUGGUGCGGCGGCCAUUGUGCUGCCGGGUGCGUCCGAGCCGUUACAGAUCACGAUGGACGGUGCUCAGGGUGCCCGGCUAUUCCGCGAGCUAGGCGCAGAUGUACUGGUACCGCUACACUUCGAAGCUUGGGAUCACUUUUCCCAGGCCAAGGAGUUACUAAAGGAUGAGCUAGAUGAAGCGGGGAUUAAGGACAAGGUUGUCUGGUUAGAGCCUGGGAAGCCUAAGAAAAUUUUCUAA
Messenger RNA from Daldinia childiae, 807 nucleotides. RefSeq names its product putative zn-dependent hydrolases of the beta-lactamase protein. The transcript has a single exon. NCBI's taxonomy places the organism in Eukaryota, Fungi, Ascomycota, Sordariomycetes, Xylariales, Hypoxylaceae. The record is from RefSeq and is a predicted model, not a curated record. Bases 1 to 807 code for a protein of 268 amino acids.